Messenger RNA from Neurospora tetraspora, 711 nucleotides. RefSeq lists its product as uncharacterized. The transcript has a single exon. The coding region runs from base 1 to 711 and encodes 236 amino acids. NCBI's taxonomy places the organism in Eukaryota, Fungi, Ascomycota, Sordariomycetes, Sordariales, Sordariaceae. The record is from RefSeq and is a predicted model, not a curated record.
AUGGCACCCCUCCCCGGCCCCCCUCCACAAGGCGGCUUCACAUUCACCAUCUCCCCCUCCGCCACACACCUCAACCACCCCAUCACCCACUUCCUCUCCACCCCUCUCAAAGGCAGCAUCAAACCCCAAGGCCUCGCCGGCGGAGCCCUCGUCUUCUCCAACUCCGCGCCCGACGCCGUAGACCGCAUCCUCCUCCUCCAACGCGCCCCGCACGACUCCAUGCCCUUGCGGUGGGAGAUCCCCGGCGGCGCGUGCGAUCCCGAAGACGAGUCGUUUCUUCAUGGUGUAGCGAGGGAGAUGUGGGAGGAGGCGGGGCUGGUGCCGAAGAGGAUGGUUUGUCAGGUUGGUGGAGAGGAAAAGCCGCAGGUGUUUUUGACGAGGAGUGGGAAAGUGGUGUUGAAGGUUAGUGUGGAGGUGGAGGUUGAUGAGGGGUCUGGUGUUGGGGACGAGGAAGGAGAGGGAGAUGGGAAGGUGGAUGGGAAGUGGAAGGGAUUGCCAAAGGUGGUGAUUGAUCCGAAUGAGCAUGUGAGGUUUGUGUGGGCGACGGAGGAGGAGUGUAGGGCGGGAGUGAUGGUUAUUGAGGGGGAGAGGGGAGAGAAGGAGGAGUUGAAGUUAGUUUUCACUACGAAGGAGCAGAGGGAGACAAUUUUGGAGGGUUUUGAGGGGAGAGGUAAGAGGGCGCUGGAAGGGAAGGACGUGGAGGAGGCUUGA